Pecten maximus is the source of this 1795-nucleotide messenger RNA. RefSeq lists its product as uncharacterized. The transcript has 3 exons. The coding region runs from base 220 to 1377 and encodes 385 amino acids. The record is from RefSeq and is a predicted model, not a curated record. Lineage: Eukaryota; Metazoa; Mollusca; Bivalvia; Pectinida; Pectinidae.
GGCUUGCAGAGAGAUCAAUGCAGUAACUUUACUCAUAUAUUUAUUGAACCAAGGCAAUAAUACUCCACAAAGUCGUGUUCACAUCCUUGGGUACUUAUUCACUCACGAGCUGUACGCUUAUCGACAAACGGGGAAUCAAUUCUGUUGAACACUCACAGACAAAGAACUGAGGGACAGGAAAGUUUGUUAUUCUGACUUUAAAGGCGUGUAUUAGUUGAGAUGACGAAUGGACAACACAAAUCGCAGCACUUGACAACUAUACUUGCCUUCUUCUGUCUUGUUAUUGCGGUUCACAGCUCAAAAGAGACUAUCCAGUCACACAACACCAAACUCGUCAAUAAUAUUCAGAAGCGGGAAGCAGACACAAGUCCUGAGAAUGCCGAUUUAGACUAUAACUCUUUUAGUGUAGAACCUGUGAAACGUAGUACCAAUGAUAUGCACAUUGACGAUUUACUGUUAUCAGAUUCCCCUGACAAGAGGGGACGAGGAGGCAAUAGAUAUGGUUUCUACGGUACUCUUGGAAAACGAGCUGAUUUAGAGGAUAUGGAAAAACGACGCAGGCGUAAAAUGUUUUACGGAUCGUUAGGAAAACGCAGGCAAUCAUUUUUCGCCGGAUUGGGAAAACGAGAUGAAGAUUCUGCCGGGAACACACUUAAUGAUGAUGAUUUAGACAAACGAGGAAGGGCUAACAGAUACUUCUUCGGAAAUCUGGGAAAGAGAGAUUUCCUAGAGGGGAAAGAUGAUGAAGAGGAUGUAGACAAACGAAGGAUGCCAUUUUUUGGAUCAUUAGGCAAGCGGGGUGGCAAUAGAAACUUUCGUUUCUAUGGUAAUCUUGGAAAACGGGUCGGAACCUCAAUUGAUGAGGACAGUGACAUGGCCGAAAGUGACGAAAUGGAAAAAAGGAGAUAUAGGCAACAAUUCUUCGGAACACUUGGAAAACGCGAUGACGGUUUGGAUUUAGAAAAAAGACGAAGAUAUGCUUUUGCUUCAUUGGGAAAGAGGUUUGAUGAUAUUGAAGAUGACGAGGACAUCGAAAAGCGUCGAAUGAAAAUGCGCCCAUCUUUUUAUGGAUCUCUUGGAAAACGGCGUCAAAUGUUCUUUGGCACGCUUGGAAAAAGAUCGAUAUCCUCUCCCGAAGAAGAACUCUUUGACGACCAGACUGAGAACGGCCAUACCCGCAGGAAAAGGUCCAUUUCAUCGUUGAAUCUGCCUAGGGCACUGAGGAAUGGUUCGUCUUAUGGUCGUGCUAGACGUUACAAUAGGAUUGCGCUUGGACGGCGUCUCAUUCGGAGGACACAGGACUUUCGGUUCUUCCCCCAGCUUGGCAAGCGGUCAUUUGAAACAUUCGAGGUUCCAGAGUAUAACGGACAGUACUGAAUGGGGACUUAUUCAUAUGACCUAACCUGUGAUUGGCUGGCUUUUGCACACUAAUUUCCUACCAGCCAUGGGGAUUCAUUUGACAGUGUUGACUUCAUCUGAUGGAUCUAAACUUGUUUUCAAAGAAACUGUUUUAAUAUUUUGCUGAAAUACGCGUAACAGAAUCAUCAUAUUCUAUUUUUAAUUAAAUUAUGAUAUUUUUCUUUGUAUAGUGUCGUGUUCUGCAAAUAUAUUUUAUCUUACGUUACGUCAAUGUAAUUCCCUGUACAGUUUUCAAAAAGUUUUCUUUCUCGAUCAUUCCUUAAAAUAUUUGUUUUAAAAUUCAUCGACUUUAGUUUUUUUUUUCUAUUUUCGAAACCAAUAUGUUGAAUACAUAAUGACUGUUUUCUUUCGUUGAAUAAAGUAUUUUUCUACUCAA